AUGCGGGAGGAGAGAUGCUAGGGCAGGGCAGGGCUGCGCUGGCGGCCCUGCAGCCCCCGAGCUGCCCGCAAGGGCUGGAGCUGCCCGGUGCCCCGCUGCGGGGCGGGCUGUGCGGGGCGGCGCGGGGCUCCUGCGCCUUUAAGGCGGCGCGGCGCGGUGCGGGCUGCCCGGCCUGGCCCCGUCAGCGCUGCGCCCGUCCCGCCAGGCCCGAGAGGCCCGGCAGCCGCAGGUGCGGGUCUGGUGGGGUUGGAGACGGAGGCUCCCUGCCUGCCAGGCGCCAUGGCCAUGAGGGAGCUGGUGGAACCGGAGUGCGGGGGCUCCAACCCGCUCAUGAAGCUGGCCGGCCACUUCACCCAGGACAAAGCUUUGCGACAGGAAGGACUUCAGGGCCCGCUGUCCUGGCCCCCCGGGGCUCCGGGGGCUGCAGCCGUAUCCAAACCAUUGGGAGGAGCCACUGAAGAUGAGCUGGUUGGAGAGUUCCUGCAAGAGCAAAAUGCUGCGUUACUGUCCCGUGCACCCCAGACCUUUAAGAUGGAUGACCUUUUGGCUGAGAUGCAAGAGAUUGAACAGUCAAGCUUCCGACAGGCCCCUCAGCGAGCUCCAGGUGUGGCAGCCCUGGCACUGUCUGAAAACUGGACCCAGGAAUUCUUGGCUGCAGCAGAUAGUGCUGGUGAUGUCUCUUCAGAUUACAACGAGGCUGACUGGUCACAGGAGUUCAUUGCAGAAGUGACAGAUCCACUGUCUGUGUCUCCUGCCAAGUGGGCAGAAGAAUACCUAGAGCAGUCAGAGGAGAAACUGUGGCUUGGGGAAUCGGAAGACCAGUCUUUGGCAGAUAAAUGGUAUGAGGAAUAUCAGCCUGAAGAUGAUCUUAAGAAAACUGUUAGUGAUUUCCUCUCUAAAGUGGAUGAUCCAAAACUCCAGAAUUCUGAGUUCCUAAAGUUUGUCCGCCAAAUCGGAGAAGGGAGGGUAUCGAUCGAAGCUAAUCAGGUGACCCACAGAGACCAAGAUCAGGCAGAGCAAUGGGCAGCUGAGUUUAUACAGCAGCAGGGGGCGUCUGAUGGCUGGGUGGAUCAAUUUGCACCAUCUGGGAGCGCGUCAGCUCUUGAUAAGGAAUUUGAACAGGCAAAGACUGCUGUGGAGUCAGAUGUGGACUUCUGGGACAAACUCCAGGCAGAAUGGGAGGAGAUGGCCAGGAGAGAUGCAGAGGCCCACCCUUGGCUUUCUGAUUAUGAAGACCUCAGCUCCUCAUCAUAUGACAAGGGUUACCAGUUUGAGGAGGACAAUCCCAUGAGAGAUCACCCAGAUGCAUUUGAAGAGGGACGGAAGCGCUUGAAGGAAGGUGACCUCCCCAAUGCUGUCUUGCUCUUUGAGGCUGCAGUGCAACAGAAGCCAGAUCAUAUGGAGGCCUGGCAGUAUCUGGGAACUACCCAAGCAGAGAAUGAACAGGAGCUUUUGGCAAUCAGUGCCCUCAGACAGUGCUUGGAGCUGCAGCCUGGGAACCUCACAGCACUUAUGGCUUUAGCAGUCAGCUUCACCAACGAGUCCUUGCAGAAGCAAGCCUGUGAGACACUCCGGGACUGGCUACACCACAAACCAGACUAUGCCCACCUGCUGGAGAAGGAACCUGGCGAGAGUGUUGCUGGGACAGACCUGGGGCCUUCCAAGCGUGUCCUGGGUUCCCUGCUGUCUGACUCCUUGUUCACUGAGGUGAAAGAGCUGUUCUUGGCAGCUGUGCGCAGCAACCCCUCGUCUGUGGAUCCUGAUGUUCAGUGUGGCCUGGGGGUCCUUUUCAACCUCAGUGGCGAGUACGAGAAGGCUGUGGACUGCUUCACUUCCGCUCUCAGUGUGCGCCCCAAUGACCAUCUUCUGUGGAACAAGCUUGGUGCCACCCUGGCAAAUGGGAACCGGAGUGAGGAAGCUGUGGCCGCCUAUCGUCGGGCACUGGAGAUCCAGCCAGGAUACAUCCGCUCGCGCUACAACUUGGGCAUCAGUUGCAUCAACUUAGGGGCCCACCGUGAGGCUGUGGAGCACUUCUUGGAGGCUUUGCAUAUGCAGCAGAAGAGCCGAGGCCCACGGGGGCAGCAAGGUGCAAUGUCUGACAACAUCUGGAGCACCCUCCGUAUGGCCCUUUCCAUGCUGGGGCAGAGUGACCUGUAUAGGGCAGCUGAUGCCCGGGACCUUCCCACACUGCUUCAGGCAUUUGGCCUUCAGCAGUGACUCUGGGAUGACUUCCCCUGUGAGUGCAGUGUUGGCCUAGCCCAGCAGUGACCUUCCUUAGAGAGGAAGUGUUCACUAGGGUUCACACAUAUCUUUGCUCUGGUAGGGCAGAUCAUUGGCAACUGUUUUUUCAAGGACCUCCCUUUAAAGCGUGUGACUUCCCCUGCCUGUCCUUUGUGGCCUGAACAUCUCUGAAUGGUUCAUGUUAUCUCCAUUACUGACUGACACUGCUGGUAGGGAGGUGAUCAAAGUGGGGGAAGAUGGCAACAUCCAGCCCUCUUGCCAGACUGUAUUUGCAGUAAUGUCCAGCUUGGCUGUGAGACCUUAGGAUAGCUGUUCUGCAGAAACUACCUGCUGGACAUGUCUCAAUUGCAGGUGGUUUUGGUGGGGUGGGAUUGCCACUUGAUGCAAGGGGGAAAAAUCCUGGAUUUUGAGCAUGCUUCCCCUGUGUCUGUGCUUGCAUGUGUGUAUAUAUGGGUUGCUGGGGAAAACAGGGCAACAGUUCCCUUUUCUGGGUACUGGUAACUUCAUGGUACAGCCAGAUUCUAGUUUAUCAGAGUCUCUUAAUGAAACUUUUAAGAGCAGAGUAUUUUUGCUAGAGAUGCAGGUGGGGGCCCUUAGCCUGUCAAGGUAAGAGGAGAUCCCAGAAUCUGUCAGACUUGAGAGAAUGUCAUAGGAAUGAAAGUCUAAAAGUUAACCUCCCCUCCCAGAAUAUGGUGGGGAAAGGUUCAAGUCUUAAUUUUCACUUGAUCAUCUAUCAUUGUUUUCCUUUGUGCAGAAGUUCCACAUCUUGUGUGUAACUGAAUCUUGUUAAUUAUAAAUAUCUGUAUAUUCUAUUGAGGAAAAUGUUUUUUAAUUGUAAAGUAUUUUGUAUAUUAAAGAGGGGAGAAUUAAUAUUGCCAAAA
Messenger RNA from Apus apus (common swift), 3122 nucleotides. It is a transcript of the gene PEX5, whose product is annotated as peroxisomal biogenesis factor 5. The record is from RefSeq and is a predicted model, not a curated record. Gene Ontology annotation, molecular function: protein binding. Bases 280 to 2217 code for a protein of 645 amino acids. Gene Ontology annotation, cellular component: cytosol; peroxisomal membrane. Lineage: Eukaryota; Metazoa; Chordata; Aves; Apodiformes; Apodidae. Gene Ontology annotation, biological process: protein import into peroxisome matrix, docking. The transcript has 16 exons.